This is a messenger RNA of Camellia sinensis, 689 nucleotides long. The record is from RefSeq and is a predicted model, not a curated record. Lineage: Eukaryota; Viridiplantae; Streptophyta; Magnoliopsida; Ericales; Theaceae.
AAGAGAGAGAGAGGAGUCGAGUUUUGUUCUUAGAGAAAGAGUGAACUGAGGAGAAGAUGGGAAGCGGAAAAAAGAAAAUUGAGAUUAAAAGAGUGGAGAAGGAAGGGCAGAGAAUGGUUACAUUCUCUAAGAGACGCCAUGGUCUCUUCAACAAAGCCCGACAACUCCGAUCCCUCACCGGCGCCGACAUCGCUAUCCUCACCUUCUCCCCCGCUGGCCGUCCCUACACUCACAGCGAACCCUCCUUCGACGCCCUUGUCGACCGUUACCUCAACACCGCCGCCGCCGGAGAGAAGGCAGAAGAGGGUUGUGAGGCUGCCGCCGCGAACCACCACCGGUUGAGUUCGUGGUUGGAUGCUCUGCAAUUCGAUGCGAGUGAUAGCAUUGAAGAUCUUGACUCUGUCACUACUCCUGCCAAAGACAUCUGGGAUUUCUUGAAAGACCGAUACCAGACUACUGGUCUUGCUCAUCAAUAUCAACUUCAGAACCAACUUCAUCAGAUGCGCCAAGAAUCUAGUCAGUCCAUCAAUGACUUCCUUUCUCAAAUGCACUCCAUUUGGGACCAGCUUGCUCUUUCCGAACCGACUUGGCCUCACCGUGAAGAUGCUGUUUUAUUCACUACUUAUCGUAAUCAGCAAAGUUAUAGCGUCGGCUUUGUCUAUACUACUGUAACUGUUGUUUUACAAUAG